AUGUGCGCUGAGAAGUGGUCGAAACUUCUAGAUGGCAAUGGUUAUGAAGAGUUUUUUGGCAUACGCUCUUCGUCAGUCGACAUUGUUGCCAGUCCAGCUAGUGCCAUUACGGCAAAUGGCAAAAGCUCUAGCAGUUCUCUAAUGAUCACACCUCUGGUAUCGUACGACUGGGAAUACAAAUAUUACCCAACGAAGUUGUUGACAAGUCAUGCGACAUCAGGAAACAUCGCGUGGUUUAUAAAAGGUGAUUUAUCAACUGUAUAUUUACCCAUUUUAGGUCAAUCUAAAGCGUUAGUACGGAUAACGCACAGUGAAACACGCGUCAGAUCACUUCUUAAGAAUUUUGACAGUGACUUUCUCACACUUGACUUCUCUCCGUAUUUUUUACCAAUAUUGGCCGUCUUAAGCUUCGACGGGAUAUUAAAUAUAUAUCACGUUAAUCAUAUUGACGCGGUGAAUAACCUCUUGAUAUCCAUUAAUCUCCAUGAGAACAGUUCUACACUUACUCAUUGUGCUCUUAAAUGGGGGCCCAAGUCUACAACACCAGAAGACCACAAAGAUUCCUCUUUGCUCCUAGCGGCAGCCUUAAAUAGAGACGUAUAUAUUGUCGAUUUAAAUGGGGUUAUUGAGCAACUGUCCUCUGGUCCCAUCGAUUUCCACACGGCAUCAGUUCAAUAUCACUUGCAUUCACGUCUCUUAACCGAAAUUCUGGUGCGACUCUCUACUUAUGACAACAAUAUUGAGGCAAUGGAGUUUGCUGCUGAUGCCUCAACCAUCUUCAUUAGUGUGAAUAUCGGACAAAUCCUCGUGUUCAAACUAUCCGACAUUAAAUCAGAGUCUUUCAGUCCCUAUCGUGAAUGGACAAUGCCCGGAACCUCUUCAUUCUCAUCUCUCCAUUAUGUCAACUAUAAGAGCAUGUUAGCUCCGGAAGGGUAUCUAAUUGGAGGAGCAAAUUUCAAUCGGGAGUUGUUUCUUUGGCGUCUUCCCGAUUGUUCCCUGGUUCAGACUAUUCGAUUUUGUCCCAGUGAGGGACGAGAUCAGAAGGAUAGUGAAACCCUAAAGUCCUCCCCUCAACCCAUGCUCAUUACUCACUUCAGUGCGACAGCUAAUCUUCUUCUGGCCAGCGACAUCAAACGCACAUCCCCCACAUUUCGCUGUGGAAGUGUGUGUGUUCAUUCUACUCCUCAAACAAUGCCAAACAAGUCAAAACGCGCCAAAAUUAGCACUAAUAUGUGCACCUGUGGUCUCCUUAGUGGUGAGCACGGGAAUAACUCCAACCGUGGCAAAACUUUCUCCCGAACCCGCGAACGCUCACUGCUCAGAUGUCGUCGCUCGACUCCGAGAGCUCAAGCCUCCAUCCCCAGCCACUGGAGUGCCACGCCAGUCGGCUGUAGAUCCUAUGUAGCUCCGCUUAGAAAGAGGGGCAGACCCGUAAGAGCUAGACAGGCUUCUUAUACGGUGGCUGUUAAGCGCCGACGGCGGCAGAGGAAUGUGAAACCGACUGCUCUGACAGCUGGGUCAUCUUUAAAAGUUGUAGAGAAGGAGGUGGGGAAGGGAAACCAUGCUUCGGAGGAGUCACAGAAGUCCGAAACGCAGCCUCUAAAGAAUCAUCUUUCUGUUCUCUACGCGCUCCAUUUAUCCAGAAACCCUGAUAAUCCAGAAGAAGUGCAGUUCCGAUGUGUCACUGAGUUUCUCCUCGUCAGUCCGUGUAUCGCAUUUGAUGUCAGUCGGGUUUCACGCUCCCUUUCACUGGACCGCCCUUUUGCGGCCUACGUCCCAGAGGACAGCGAUAACAUUGAAGCUCAACUAAAUUUGAUUCAUCCUAGGGAGCUGAAGACAGGAAAGUUAAGUUUUUUUGUUCCUCUGGGCAUCUACAUGCAACGUGACAAAACUAAGAAAGAGGAACAAUUCGCCACUGAGCCCCCACUGGAUAAUGACCCCCUGUCUACGGUAGGAACGGUCGGGAACUGUUCCUCCCCUUUACUGCCCGAAGGAAAUAAGAGUUCCAUCUCUUUCAAUGUCUUCACGAAGAUGUUUAACCGGAGACCAACUUCGGCUUCUUCGCGCCCCUACACUCCACCACCGAAUGGAGAUGUCCCUUCUGUACCACCUCCAACUGAAAAUUCGCUUUCUGUGGACUCAAAUACUCCUCAAGCUACUUCGGAGCUUGAAGCCACGCCUACAGGCCAAUCUUUCGGCGGUGGUGACAAUUGUGGCAGCGGAAAUGAUGAGGGCGAAAGCUUUCAAACUGUCGGAAGAAUCUCGGAUGCUGAGCUUGCCAACGAAGACCCGAUAGUGGCAACUGCCUUCCGCUCUGGGUCCACUUGCUCCUUUCACACCUCUGCUACCGAUCCGAGUCAGUUGCCGUUUCGGGGUAUGGGAGGACUGAGUAAAGCAAGCGAGCUGUCGGACUCUGUUCGCAGUCUGGCGGGCAGUAGCAGUGUUGCCAGCUUCUCGAAUUCCCUAUGCCGUGAUCCGUCGAUCCUAGACUUCUCCCGGCCUGCGAAUGGCGUAUUUGCAAAGGCCAUGAGUCUCAGCAUGAACCAACCACUUUCAGACUCCGUGCGAAGUCUGGAUGGCAGUUCGAACGAUGUGAUCGCCACAUCAGAGUCGCUAAAGUCAUUGCAGAUACAUCCUAUUGCUACCCCUACUACUUCCUCCACUGAAUGUGGUGCUUCGGGGGAUUCGGAAGUAAUUCAACUGCUGAAGAGUCUUUUAGCGGAGACUAAGGCCCAGGCGGCUUCUAUUAAGACACUCACAAACAAAGUGCAUGAGAAUAAGAACCAGCUAACAAAAUUGGCCAAUGUGCAAGCCACCAUCUUGAAGCAAGUUAACGCUCUCACCCCCUCACCCGUCUCCACCUCCGCCACCGCCUCUACUCCCACCUCACCCUCUUGGGCUAAUCAUCUGGUGGAUCAAGUACGCAAGCAGAAAGCCGAGACAACAAAGCAGUUAAUGCAUCUGGAAACAGUGUUGAAUAACAUCCAGACCUCUACCGCCUCAAUGGUUCCGACGAAAAAACCACAGGCGGCGUCUCUUUUAGACGCCAAGCAGAUGCAGACCUUGCAGGAGCAGACGCGUAAUGUCAUACGAACUGAAAUUCAAAACGUCUUUCAGUCCAAUGCUCCUAUAAUCCUCGAGCCCUUGCGUCAGCAUUUGCGAGUCUCCCUGGAGGAGAUGUUGGGUCCUCUGCCGAAGACAGUGGCCGAUCGGAUGCUCUCCGUCAUCAUUGAUCCAAAGUUCAAUCAGUACUUUUUGGGCCAGAUGAGCACGACAAUUGCACCUAGUAUGACGAUUGCUUACCGCGAGGAACUGCGUCGGGUGCUCGUGCCGGCGUUUACUAAGGGAGUUGACAAACUCACCAAGGAAUUAGAUGAACUGGUCAAAUGUGCCCUGAACCAACACGUACAGUUAGUCAUUACGAAGAUUGACUCUGGUGUCCAGUCCUCGCGGGACAAGAUCGACGCAUCGGUUCGGAAGUUCGACGAGCAGGUCAACCGGUUGUCUAAGGACAUUGCAGCCAAGGUUACGACUCAAAUGAAUGAGUCGCUAAAAGUAGCUUCGCAGCAGUCACAACUGCUAAAGGCAGAUAUUGCAAUGCCGUCUGCGUUGGAAGUAGGAGGAGCAAUGUUAUCAGCUGCGACUUCAAAAGAUUUGUCGCUAAAGGGCUCGAGAUCGGCCUUCGACACUGUCGGCGGAGGCGGUAGCAAGCAGCAAUUGAGAAACUUCAUUUCGGGAGGCACUUCGUCUGCGGACUCUUACCAAGCGGCUCUCUUAUUCAUUCAAAACCACCAGUAUGUGGAGGCCCUUGAGACGGCCCUGACCUCGGCGAACCAAAUUUUAUUGCUGAAGGUGUUGCAGAACGUUCCAGUGGUGCAGCUCUUCCGACAAAAUGUGAAACAGGAGCUUCUCCUUUCCCUAAUUCACCAACUCAGCUGUGGACAGCUUCAAGAGCAGUUGGAGAUGAAGAUAUCAUUCCUGCAGGAGGCGGUGAACCACCUUCGUAUGAAUGACGACACAGUGAAGGAGCUCGGCGACGAUAUCCUCUCCAUGCUGGUCACCAAGAUCACACAUCUUCAAGGUGCCGGUGUCCUGACUUCGGCGGAGGCGAACCGGGCCCUUGUAUUGCUGCGAUCAGUUCAGGAGAAGCGGCAGAACCGAACCCACCUCUAG
Echinococcus granulosus is the source of this 4173-nucleotide messenger RNA. RefSeq names its product Enhancer of mRNA-decapping protein. Gene Ontology annotation, molecular function: protein binding. Gene Ontology annotation, biological process: deadenylation-independent decapping of nuclear-transcribed mRNA. The transcript has 25 exons. The record is from RefSeq and is a predicted model, not a curated record. The coding region runs from base 1 to 4173 and encodes 1390 amino acids. Gene Ontology annotation, cellular component: P-body. Lineage: Eukaryota; Metazoa; Platyhelminthes; Cestoda; Cyclophyllidea; Taeniidae.